UGUUACCUAUCCCAUUUCACCUUAUUCAAAAAUUUUUUAUCCAUGCCCCCCCCCCCCCCUUCCACAUGGGAAAAAAACUUGAGUAAUAACCCAUUUUUCAUAAUCAAACAACUCUUAUCAAGCUACAAACCAUUUGUAUUUAUUCACAGCACGUUGUUCGUAUUCAAAGCUCUAAAAAAUGUGUGACAAUGAUAACGAACCAUACAAAAGGCUGCACUUUUCUUAGAUACUCACAUAACCUUCACAAUGACCACAGUUGUCCAGAAAGUGUGCUAUAUUUCCACUAAUGUAUCCCUCGCAAUCAUAUGUACUGCUCUUUUCAUGUUUAGCAUGCAUUUUUAUUCAAGAUCUGAGAACAAAUCUGGACAGCUGAAAGACGCUUCGAUAUGCAUGUUUGCAUCUACUAUUCUAAUUGUUUUUGAACGAGUGUUGUUUUGGAGUCGGGAAAAUAAUAACGAGAAAUUUGGUGAACUUGCUUAUUGUAUAUUCGUUUUCGUCAGGAUUUCUAUUUAUUUAGUGACAAUUUUUUCCGAAGUUGUGUUUUUAAAGAUGGGAUCAGACGACGCACCAAUCUCCUUUUUAUGUUUCACGUCGGUUUUGUUCGUUUAUGCCUGCAUUUAUGUGAAAUACGUGAUUUUAUGUUUUCAUGUUAUGUUUCACUGUACUCUUCAACAGGUCCCAACUACCGAGCCCCAGGAAGUUGUUGUUUCCGAAUGAUUGUACUAUGAUAUUAUCUUGACACUACCACUACAUUUUUCUAAUUUUCUCAUUUUACCCCUGCCGAGUAAUGUAUUAUCAAUAAAUUCAAAUACAA
Messenger RNA from Caenorhabditis elegans, 814 nucleotides. RefSeq names its product XK-related protein (gene W04B5.6). The record is from RefSeq and is marked reviewed. Lineage: Eukaryota; Metazoa; Nematoda; Chromadorea; Rhabditida; Rhabditidae. The transcript is spliced from 3 exons. Bases 247 to 717 code for a protein of 156 amino acids.